CACAGACGGAAGACCUCAGGCAGUGGUGAGGAUGGCGCUGCGCUGGGGCAUCGUGUCAGCUGGCUUAAUCGCCAGUGACUUUACCACCAUGCUGAGCUCCCUGCCUCCCUCGGAGCACCAGGUGGUAGCAGUGGCUGCGAGGGACCUGAGCAGGGCGAAGGCGUUUGCCCAGAAACACAACAUCCCCAAGGCAUAUGGCUCCUAUGAGGAGCUAGCAAAGGACCCAGACGUGGAGGUGGCCUACGUCGCCACCCAGCACCCCCAGCACAAGUCAGUGGUGCUCCUCUGCCUGGCAGCGGGCAAGGCUGUCCUUUGCGAGAAACCCAUGGGUGUGAAUGCAGCAGAAGUUCGGGAGAUGGCUGCAGAGGCCCGUUCUCAGGGCAUCUUCCUGAUGGAGGCCUUGUGGAGCCGGUUUUUUCCUGCCAUGGAGGCUCUGCGGGAAGUUUUGGUCCAAGGAACUGUUGGGAACCUACGAGUGGCCCGGGCAGAAAUGGGGCUAGAUUUAAACCGUUUACCCCGGUCCAGAGACUGGAGCCAGGCCGGCGGCGGCCUGCUGGAUCUAGGCAUCUACUGCGUCCAGUUUCUCUCCAUGGUCUUUGGUGCGCAGAAGCCAGAGAAGAUUUCGGCCGUGGGAAGGAUCCAUGAAACAGGUGUGGAUGACACUGUCAGUGUGCUUCUUCAGUACCCAGGAGGGGUCCAUGGCAGCCUCACCUGCAGCAUCACCUCCAACCUCACUAACACAGCAUAUGUGGCUGGCACCAAGGGCAUGGCCCAGAUUCGCAAAACAUGGUGCCCAACAGAGCUGGUGGUGAAUGACAAGCAUAAAGAGUUCCCUUCGCCUGUCCUCAGGAAAGAGUACAAUUUUUUAAAUUCAUCGUGCUUGAGUUAUGAAGCCAACCACGUCCGUGAGUGCCUGCGUAAAGGUCUUAAGGAAAGUCCUGUAAUUCCUCUGGCAGAGAGUGAGCUCUUGGCUGAAAUCCUGGAGGAGGUGAGGAAGGCUAUUGGAGUCGUCUUCCCCCAGGAUAAAUGAUGAUGGACAUGGCAAGCAAUAAUUUUUCAUACUUGAGGCAUCCUAGCUUGACCCUCUUUGCUUUGGAGUUAUUUUUGUACAACAGUUCAAGUGCUCAUGUUGGAAACCACUCCCUUUCUGGGCUCCUGAAAGUCACCUUGCUUUUGUUCUUACUGUACAUUCUAUCAUCACCUGCCCUCAGAUUCACCAGGAUGCUGCUUUGGGAAGCGUGAAUGAAAGGGGUUUCUGGUCCAAGGGGAUCUUGGCGAUCUGGAGCCAAGGAAUACCAUAGUCACACCAUGCAACAAACUUCACACAAGAGGUUUAUUGGGAAGAAACCCAGAAUGGCAGCUACCUCUGACCAGAACAAAGAGAGCAGUGGGCUGGGCAGAGGAGCAGGCUUUUGUAUGGUCUUUGAAGCAUGCACAUUAAGCUAGUAGAAAUGUAUAAGAACAGUCAGAAGUACUACUAGGCCAUUAAUCCUGGGUCAUGGGGGUGAGGAUUUCAAAGUCCCAGGUUUGGGGACAGUCCAGGGGCAGGGUGAUUUUCCACUGGCCUGUUACUCUACAGUGAGAAACCCAAAAUAGCCUUGAAGGAAUGUGAAA
Messenger RNA from Peromyscus eremicus (cactus mouse), 1614 nucleotides. RefSeq names its product dihydrodiol dehydrogenase (gene Dhdh). Gene Ontology annotation, biological process: D-xylose catabolic process. Gene Ontology annotation, molecular function: D-xylose 1-dehydrogenase (NADP+) activity; nucleotide binding. Bases 32 to 1030 code for a protein of 332 amino acids. Lineage: Eukaryota; Metazoa; Chordata; Mammalia; Rodentia; Cricetidae. The record is from RefSeq and is a predicted model, not a curated record. The transcript has 7 exons.